This is a messenger RNA of Lachancea meyersii CBS 8951, 792 nucleotides long. The record is from the annotation of a GenBank genome assembly. NCBI's taxonomy places the organism in Eukaryota, Fungi, Ascomycota, Saccharomycetes, Saccharomycetales, Saccharomycetaceae.
AUGGCAGGUCUAUCGUUUGAAAACUAUCAGAGAAACCAGUUCCUCGCGGAGCGCUCCAAUACCGUGCCCCAGGCCACAUCUACAGGAACUACAAUCGUGGGGGUCAAGUUCAACGGAGGUGUUGUGAUCGCUGCAGACACUAGAUCUACACAGGGGCCAAUUGUCGCAAACAAAAACUGUGCGAAGCUGCAUCGUAUGGCACCAAAAAUUUGGUGUGCGGGUGCCGGUACUGCUGCCGACACUGAGGCCGUGACAAGACUCAUUGGCUCGAACUUAGAACUACACUCGCAGUACGCUUCUCGUGAGCCCAGAGUUGUAUCUGCUCUUCAGAUGUUGAAGCAACACCUGUUCAAAUACCAGGGUCACGUAGGAGCAUACCUGAUCGUGGCAGGUACGGACCCCACGGGCGCACACCUCUUUUCUAUUCACGCACACGGGUCAACAGACGUAGGGUUCUACCAAAGUUUGGGCUCUGGAUCCUUGGCUGCAAUGGCUGUUCUAGAAUCCAAUUGGAAACAAGAUCUUUCAAAAGAAGAGGCCAUGGCUUUGGCAUCGGACGCUAUCGAGGCUGGUAUAUGGAAUGACUUGGGUUCGGGUUCGAACGUGGAUUUGUGUGUAAUGGAAGUUGGGAAGGAUGCGGAAUAUCUAAGAAACUACAGAAAACCAAACGAAAGAGAGGCAAAACAGAGAAGCUACAAAUUUGCUCGCGGCACGACCGCCAUUCUGAGCGAGCGAGUGCUCGACAUUUGCCAGGUCGAGGAGGAAGUGAUCGAUAUCGAGCUUGAAGCUUGA